This is a messenger RNA of Macrosteles quadrilineatus (aster leafhopper), 3788 nucleotides long. RefSeq names its product protein KRI1 homolog. The transcript is spliced from 12 exons. Gene Ontology annotation, biological process: endonucleolytic cleavage in ITS1 to separate SSU-rRNA from 5.8S rRNA and LSU-rRNA from tricistronic rRNA transcript (SSU-rRNA, 5.8S rRNA, LSU-rRNA). NCBI's taxonomy places the organism in Eukaryota, Metazoa, Arthropoda, Insecta, Hemiptera, Cicadellidae. The record is from RefSeq and is a predicted model, not a curated record. The coding region runs from base 249 to 2411 and encodes 720 amino acids. Gene Ontology annotation, cellular component: nucleolus; 90S preribosome.
AACCUAUAUACCAUGGUGGAAGUAUGCCAAUAUCUAUACAACUUCACUCACACACAGCAUACAGUUUUUCAUUAACCUUGUUAUUAGGACAAUAGUCUUAUUAUUACUGUCUUUAUAAUUAAAAUCACGAACACCUCUAAAGUCGGUUUUUGUUUUUAUUUCAAAUAAUAGCGUCACAUUUCAACCUGAUUUUAUCUUUAAAAUACUUUAAAGCCUUGGCAAGCAGAGGUUAGAAUUUAACCUCUCAAAUGAAGUCUUACGUUAAAGACGAACUUCUACAAUCAUCUUCUUCGGAUGAAUCAGGCUCAGAAGAUGACGAGGAGGCUUGGAAACUGACUGAUAAGGUGGAAAAGGAGUUCUUCAAGACACUCAGUCAUAUUAAAAGCAAGGAUCCAAAAAUCUACCAAAAAGGAGUUGAGUUUUUCAAAGAUGUCCCUAUCCCUGAGCAAAAACCCGAGAAGUCUAAAAUUGCUCCAUUAACUCUGCGAGAUUAUGAAAGGAAAAUUGUAGUUGAAAAAGGUGGAGAACUAAGUGAUGAAGAAUCUCUUCCUAAAAGCUUUGCUGAGGUUUCAUACGUAGAAGAGCAAAGAGCGUUGAAGAAUAGUUUGAAAAACUUGCUACAAUCAGAUUCGGAAUAUGAGAGUGAAGCAGAAUGGGGUGGCCUUUUUAAGAAACGGGACAAAUCAAAGACUGAAACGGAGAAGGAAGAAAAAGACUACAAAGAAUGGCUGAAAGGGCAGAAAAGUGAAGCACCUGACGAGGAGGUUGCAAAAGAAAUGAAACCUCUCCGAGAUUUCUGGACCAACCCUGAUCUUAAGGAAGAUGAUCAAUUUCUCAGAGAUUACAUCUUAAACAAAAGAUUUUUAGAAGCAGACGACAAAGAAGCAACAGUUCAAGACAAGUCAGAAUCUGAAGACGAUCAGUUAGAUAAAGACUGCAGUCAUCGUUCUGAAGAACCAGAUCAUGAAUAUAUUAAAAGAUACCCCAGAGUUAUGGAAAACUCUGUGAGGCAGAAAGACGACUACCGCAAAAGAAAAAGAGAAGAAAUCAAAGAAAGGAAGCAGAAGGAAAAACAAAAGAAGAAGGCAGAAAUAAAGCAAAAACAAAAACUAAAGAAGAAGGAAAUAGAGGAAAAACUUGAAGAGUUAAAAAAAUUAACUGGAAAUGAAAAACUUGCAUUUGAUAAUGUGCUAGACAAGGACUUUGACAUUGAUGAACAUGACAAAGCUAUGCAGAAGCUGUUUGAUGAAGAAUUCUAUUCUCAAGAUGAUCCUAGUUUCAACCCAGUUGAUGAUGAAGAUUUAGAUGGUGAAUGGCAAGAUGAAGUAGAAGUGAAAGAAGAAGAUGUGGAAGAGGAUAUCAAUGAAAACGAACCUCAGUGUGAAGACCCCAAUUUCAAUAUGGACUGUGAUUAUGACCCAGCUGCCGAAAGUACAAAACCAAAAAAGUCACGAAGUAAGAGGAGAAAGGACAAACAUCGAAAAAACACUGUCGGUGAAGUAUUGAAGAGAGAGAAACCAGUUUUUGACCCGACUGUACACAAAUCAUUUGAGGAUUAUGUCGACCAAUAUUAUGCCAUAGAUUGUGAAGAUUUCAUUGGUGAUCUUCCCUGCAGAUUUAAGUACAGACAGACUGUCCCUAAUUCUUAUGGACUCACUGUUGAAGAGAUUCUAGCAGCUGAUCCCAAAGAAUUGGAAAGAUGGUGCUCUAUAAAACGCAUAACUCAAUUAAAGCCCUCUUUCAAGGAAAAAAGUGAUGCCAUGUCUUUCAAGAAAAAAGCAGAAAAUGAGGCAUUAAAAAGGAAAAUACUUCCAAGCUUGUAUAAGAUAUCUGAAGAUGAAAAAUCUCCAUCUUUGGAAGACAGCAGGGUUGAAGGUAAAGAUGCACAUCAAAAGGACAGUGAACAUAAAAUAAAUAGCAAAAAAACAAAAAAAAAGGCAUCAAGUAAUAAAAAUGACUUAAGUAAAAAACGUAAAUCUGUUGCUUCUGAAAUGAUUCAACCGCCAAACAAAAGAAGAAAACCAACUCCAGAUCAAGGAAAACCAUUCAAUGCUCAGAAAAAUAAGAUCAAGGGAAUGCCAAGUAAAAAUAAUAACAACAAGAAGGAGAUAAGAACUCAAAAUACUUCUAUAGAAAAAUCAGGCUUGCUUGGUUUAUCGGAUGCUAGGUUAGAAGCGUAUGGGAUCAAACCCAAAAAGUUCAGAAAUAAAUUAAUAUACAACAACAAAGAUGGGAAUAAAAACAAGCCACGAAAACAAAAUAUUAGUAGUAAAGACAAACAGAACAAUAAGUCAAAAGCAGUCAAUACCAAUAGUGGAAACAAAGGUGAAGAAUCAGAAAAAAGGAAUAAGAAGAAAAAUAAGCAAACAAAUGAAAAGAAAAAUGGAUGGACGGUCUCGAGUACAUCAUGAAAACAGUUUAGCUAAAUAUUGGUCAGAUACAAUUUUUCACUGUAAAAUCACUCAAAAUUCAGCAUGUUUGUGGAAAAUAAAUUCAAAACUACAAUCAAUUUUACGAUGGAAUGGCCUUUGGAUUGUAUGAAUUUACUGUUUAAAUUACCUAAAAAUGAACUUUACAGCUGUACUUAUUAAUUUGUAUGUUAUUCAUUCAAUUUAUUACCUUAUUAAAAUCAGGUGUGAUUAUUUUUUGUUUCUAUUACGGUAUUCCGUUUUGUUUAUUUCAGCUUAACUUAACCACUGAGCUAUAAUAAUAACUGGAGUAACCAAUCUGUGUUUAAAAAACGUACCACUGUUUUUGCUGGUUUUGUUUCAGAGUUUCGUGGUGUUGAUAGAGGUUCCGUGUGAUCGGUUGGUAGGACUUGUCCAAUAAGAGGCAAGAUCAAGAUGGCGUUUUGUUGAUAGUAAACAAAAAUAUGUCAACAUUAUGAUUGCAAUAUAAGUUUAUUUAUUUUACGAGCAACCCAUUUUAACAAGAUCAUAAACCAAUGGCCGUUCUUUAAACAAAUGCUAUAGGCCUAAACCUAAGACUAAACCAAUAUCUCCAAACCAGGAAACUUGACUAUUUUCACCAUUAAUCAUAGCUUGAAAAGAGGUAAAUAAAUUUAAAUUAUUAUUUAUUUACUAUCAAAAACAAUUUAUUAUGUUUCAAAAUAAAUUUAAAUACACAGGUUAUAAUGUGUAAUAACUUAAAUAAGUUGUUGAUACAAGUCCUUGAAAUAACGGAUAACCCCAAAUAAAUAGUAUGGUUAGGUUAGAAUGAAUUGGAAUUUGUCAGCAUCCCACCAACCGAUCACACGGCAAACCAGCAAAAACAGUGGCACGUUUUUGUCCACAGAGUAGUGACUCCAGUUACAAUCUAAUUAACUCAAUGAACUUAACCAAUCAAUAGUUUUAUUAAUACUUUUGAAGUCAAACGGGGUGAAGCCCGUGGGUAACAGCUAGUCUUAGUAAACGUCCAAUCUGACGAAUAGAAAUUCGCUUAAAGUGCAGGUCAGCACUAGGGGUUUUUCUACAGCCAGAAUAAACUCUUUCCCAUUAAGAUAAAAUCCUAAAACAACCGCUAUUGUCCUUUGCUACAUGCUUUCCUUUUUUUCAAAAUUUUCAUGAUUUGGAAUAACCAAUUAAAUAUAGAAUCUCAGGUCCAUAAUACUACUGUGACUUAAGUUGUUCAUCUGGCUUUUUUAUUUAGCUUUACAAUAUUGAAAUGAUGUAGAAAAGCUACAUUGAAGACUUCUAAAAUGUACAAGAACCUACUGAACUUGAAUAGCAAAAAUAAUCACUAUAUUUACAGUGUAAUUAUUUUGUAAAUAAACAAGUUUACUAUUGUUA